Molecule: messenger RNA, 1172 nt
Organism: Dipodomys spectabilis (banner-tailed kangaroo rat)
Lineage: Eukaryota; Metazoa; Chordata; Mammalia; Rodentia; Heteromyidae
Product: ribonuclease 4
Exons: 2
Coding region: 153-596 (147 amino acids)
Biological process (GO): innate immune response; defense response to Gram-positive bacterium; angiogenesis
Molecular function (GO): RNA nuclease activity; nucleic acid binding
Source: RefSeq, a predicted model, not a curated record
CAGGCGCGCGCCACGCAGACCCCACCCAGAUCCAGCAAGACAGCAAAAAACAGCUUUGCGUUUCCACAGCUCUCGGUCUCCUACUAGGAAGAAGCGAGUAGUGAGAAACAAAUCUCUUUUCAGCUACUCUAAGUUUACAAGCCAAGGUAGUGAUGACUUUGCAGCAGACCCAGUCUUUGUUUCUUCUCUUGCUGCUGACCCUGCUAGGGCUAGGGCUAGUACAGCCCUCCUAUGGCCAGGAUCGCAUGUACCAGCGAUUCCUGCGACAACAUGUGGACCCUCAGGAGACAGGUGGCAAUGAUAGCUACUGCAACCUGAUGAUGCAGAGACGGAAGAUGACCUCCUAUCAGUGCAAGCGCUUCAACACCUUCAUCCAUGAAGACAUCUGGAACAUUCGUAGUAUCUGCAGCACCACCAAUAUCCAGUGCAAGAAUGGCAACAUGAACUGUCAUGAGGGUGUAGUGAAGGUCACAGACUGCAGGGAGACAGGAAGUUCCAGGGCACCCAACUGCAGAUACCGAGCCAUGGCGAGCACUAGGCGAGUUGUCAUUGCCUGUGAGGGUAACCCACAGGUGCCAGUGCACUUUGAUCGAUAGAGGCAUUUUGAAGGGAUUACUGCCAGUGGUUGGCCUCUGAAUAAGUCUGACAUAGUAAUGAGUAAUGCAUCUAAAAUGUCUCAGGCUUUGUCUCCUCUGCUCAUUUCUUAUAUCUUUCUCCAUGUAACCCAUUCUAUUAAAUACAUUACACCCAAUAGAUGGAGACAUAAACCAAUAUUGAGUCUGAGUUUUUCUACAAUAAGCUGCCUUCUAAUACUGGUCAGCUUAGCACUCUCAGAUCCUGUCCUCUGGAAUGUACUCACUCUAUGGAUUUAUAUAGUAUUUGAGCCAUUUCCAAGUACCUUUAUCCAAGUUUUUUUCAUUUUAAUACCCCAGCACUUUGAUGAGGUUGUUAUAUAUAAAUGAGAUUUGCUGAAGGCCAUAGUGACAGACCUGAGCCAAAACCCAGUUGUGUUGGUUACCCCUAAAGAGCUUUCUCUACUCACCAUCAGUUCUUUGGUAGUGUCUAGUUUUUUGUUAUGCCAAAAUGCCAGCCACUGAAGGAAACCAUUUGGAAAUAAGAAUGGCAAACUUCGAGCUCUAACAUUAUUGUUAUGUUUGUGUCUGAUAAGAUGA